Molecule: messenger RNA, 1092 nt
Organism: Eremothecium sinecaudum
Lineage: Eukaryota; Fungi; Ascomycota; Saccharomycetes; Saccharomycetales; Saccharomycetaceae
Gene: TDA5
Product: Tda5p
Exons: 2
Coding region: 1-1092 (363 amino acids)
Molecular function (GO): oxidoreductase activity, acting on the CH-OH group of donors, NAD or NADP as acceptor
Source: RefSeq, a predicted model, not a curated record
AUGGAUACGAGUAUGUUGAGAUGUUCGAUGACAACACACGGCUAUAAAAAAUUACGAAGUCCUGUUGCAAACGACAUUCAACAAGUGCAACAGCAGUUACGCAUCACAAUGAACUUUGACAUAAUCUAUGACGCUUUGAUUGCCCCGAUUCUCAGGUAUCCUAUACUGGUUUACUGGAUUGCAUCGUAUAAACUAAACAUAGAAAACAAUGUUAUCGGCAAUACAUUGCUAAUAUACAGCUUGUUAGUCAACCUAUUCCUAAAGCUUAACAACAGGUUGAAAACAAGCGGGCCUUGGACUCCAAUAGGUAACAUCCCGAAUGCAACCUGCGUUUUAACUGGCGGUUCUAAGGGCCUCGGAAAAUGCAUUCUUGAGAAUUUAAUAGCGCAAUUCCCAAACCUUACUAUUAUCAUGGUUGAUGUUGUAUAUCCUGAGUUCAAGCAUAAACGUAUACACUUUUAUCACACAGACUUGUCCAAGCCUGAUGAAGUUGAAGCUCUAUUGGACAUAAUCAAGGAAAAAUAUGGACAAAUUGACUUGCUGAUCAACUGUGCCGGGACGAGGUUGAAAUAUGCAGGGCUAGCUGCCACCAACAAGGAUGAGAUCAAGGAUCUAUUCCAGGUUAAUGUGUUUUCUCCUGUCAGACUAAUCCAAGAAUUGGCUCCUCGUGACACUACAAAACAGUUCUACUUGGUUAACGUAGGCAGUGUCUUGGGAAUAUUUGCUCCCGCUAAAAUAAGCAGUUAUGCGGGAACUAAAUCGGCCUUACGUGCCUUUCACGAAUCAUGGACUUACGAAUUGCAGGCUGAAGGCUAUGAAAGCAUAAGAACACUACUAGUUAUACCGGGUCAGUUAAACUCGAGCCUGUUCCAAGGAUUCGAACCGCCAAGACAAUUCUUCGCUCCAGUUGUUGACUGCGAUAAAUUAGCAAGAAAGAUUGUAAAAAGCUGCAAAAUCGGUCUGAGGGGCGAGAUAUGCGCACCCAACUACGCUUAUAUUUUGAAUGUAGUUGCCAGUAUGCCUUAUACUAUAUUUUAUAUAGCUCGUCGCCUCAUUAAAAUGGACACUUGUCUACCUACUGAGGGUGAUUGA